This is a messenger RNA of Rubroshorea leprosula, 622 nucleotides long. The record is from the annotation of a GenBank genome assembly. Lineage: Eukaryota; Viridiplantae; Streptophyta; Magnoliopsida; Malvales; Dipterocarpaceae.
UUGAUGAGAACAAUCAUAAAAAAGAAAGAAUUGGUUAGGUAUGAGGUCACAAGGUUUGCUACAACCUAUCUCACUUUGGAAAGGAUUCCACAAGCAAAAGAUUAACCUUAGGAAGAUGUUUACAUCAAAUGAGUGGAUGAAAAGCAAGUUUUAUAAAGAAGCUAGAGGUGGUGACGAAGAUGAUGCUGAAAAUGAACGUGUGUUUGGUGAUGAUGACUUGACUUGGGGAGAGGUUGCUAGAGCUUCUAGUGUUGAAGAGUCUAGAAGAUAUACUAGAAGAAUUUAUGGUAGACAAUCUAAACUAAAAUCUUCAAGUUCUAAAGGAAAAGCAAUAAUACAAGAAGUUGAAGAAGAAGAGGCUGAUAUAGAGGAAUCAGAAAAAGAGAUUAAGGAUUAUCACUCAAGUGAUGGAGAUGACAAUAGUGAUGAUGAUGAAUGAAUGCAACUGAUGAGGAUGAUGUAGAUGGAGAUGAUUUAUUUUAGAUUUUGGAAUGAUAUUAUGUUGUUUCUGCAUUGUUUUAAUUUGUUAACUAUUAUGCAUGCACGCACUGUUAAUUUUCUGUUUUGAAAAUUGAGUUAUGAACCUCAAAAUCUAUUUUAUUAAUAUAUCAUGUUUUGAGUA